AUGCAGGCCUGCGUGGUGCCUCCUCUGCUUCAGAACAUGAUGGGACUCAGUGAAGUGGCCAGGGCCACACAGACCCCAGACCUCAGCAUCCAGCAGCACCACAGCCCCAGGCUGCCACCGUGCCAUGGAGCCAGCCUGGCAGCUGGGCCCAAAGAGGGCCCGUCCCAACAUGGAGCCAGGCACUGGCCCCCGAGCCAGCGGAGGCUGGGCAGGCAGUGCUCCCUGGGGCUGUGGGCAGGACUCCUCCCGCACCAGCAGCCUCUGCCCGGGCACUCUCCACAGGCCAGCUCUCCCCCACCGCAGCGGAGUUGUGGCCGCCAGCCUCUGCUCAGCGUGGGACCUUGGGGCACAGAGCCAUAUACCUCGCCCUGUGGCCGCCCUUUCUCGGCCCUUCGCCGUCUCCACUUCAGGAAAAGCCGCACUUUAAACCCCAACUGCCUCCUGCCCGCACCCCCACCCUGGGCCGAGGUGGGGCCUCAGCAGCCUCGGUGGGUGAGGAGCAGGUGGUCUGUUCCCUUCCUGCCUCUCUCCUUGGGGCAUCUUGGGGCACAGCUCUGGAAGCACCACCCUGCCACCCCCCUGUCCUGAGGGUCUCAUUUCUUUGGAGGCUCCCAGCAGGAUGGCUGGGUCCGUCUUGUCCUCGGUCUCCCUCAUUUUAUUUAUGUUGGUGUUUACAGUUCGGAGUGGGGUCCCUGGGCAGGCAGCUCCGCCCGGUGUUGGCAGAGCGGUGCUGUGUGAGCCUCUGCGGCUGGACUCGACCGUCCCUCGCCCCACCGAGGCCACUGUGACGCGAGACUGCCUUUGCCCAAUGCUAUUUUAUUUAUUAAACUUGAUUUGAAGCCC
Peromyscus maniculatus bairdii (prairie deer mouse) is the source of this 843-nucleotide messenger RNA. NCBI's taxonomy places the organism in Eukaryota, Metazoa, Chordata, Mammalia, Rodentia, Cricetidae. The record is from RefSeq and is a predicted model, not a curated record.